AUGAAGCGUAAGCUCUCAGAUGCCGGCGACCAGCCGCAAAAUAUCUCCUCCAAAAGACGCCGAACAGCCUUAGAGCAGUCCAACGGCGCCCUGAACGGCGGCGCGCCAAACCAGGCACCCCCGAACAACGAUGCCUCCCACGAUCUUCCACCAACACAGCAGGGCCUAUCAACGCCUAAGAAGGCCAAGGAUGUGUCUGCGACCCCGUUGCAAAAAUCUGGCCUGAAAACACCAACUCAUAAAUCAAGUGCUCGCCGCUUGUUCGCCACGCCUACAAAACCCAAGACCGCAACUGCGGCUACCCCAUCUCGAGUGAAAAACGCAGACCGUUCGGCACGAAAGAAGAGUGCAAGAGUGCUGUUUGAGCAGGAUGAAGACGCCGCGUGGGAUGGGUCAGAGCGCUUGGCGGAGGAAAUUCUUCAGAGCGAUGAACACGACAAAGAGAACCCCGUGGCCGAGAGCAUUGAGCCAGAAGAGGCUUCAGAAAAUGGCGCGAAAAAGCCCAAGCGCCGUGCGGGACGACCAAAAGGCGCGAUGAACAAGCGUUCCCCAACGCCCGAAGGAGAACUCCCUGCACACGAACGAUACUUUUUCCAGAAUCGCGCCGGUCCGAACAAGACAUCCAAUGCCACUUUGAAAAAAGUGCCGCUGUUAACGCAUGAAGAAUACUUUGAGAAGCUCGAGCAAUAUAAGGAUCCGUGCAGAGAAGAGAAGGAAUAUCUGCUGUCUUUGCACCACCGGUCCUUCCCACAAUGGGCCUUUGAGUUCGACGAAGGGUUUAGCAUCUGCCUGUUCGGAUACGGCUCGAAGCGCAAACUCGUCGACCAAUUCGCAGAAUGGAUAUAUAACCACCGCCUAUCAGCCACUACGACUCCCCACAUCAUAAUCGUCAAUGGUUACACACCAGGUAUUUCGAUCCGCACAAUCUUCGCCACGAUCGUCGCAGCCGUAAUGGGCGAAAGCGCCCCAUCCAAGCUGGGCGCACAGCCAACCGAAGUCCUUGAACUCCUGCAGUCUGUGCUCAAAUCUCGUGCGGAAGACGAAGAACCCGUCACCGUUCUAAUCAACUCGAUUGACGCCCCGCCCCUUCGCCGCGCAGCCAACCAAGCACUCCUCGCCCGUCUAGCGGCAACACCACGCAUCCGCCUGCUCGUCACGGCCGACACCCCCAAUUUCCCCGUCAUGUGGGACAUUAGCUUGCGCGACCAAUUCAACCUCGUCUUCCAUGACUGCACCACCUUCCUCCCCUUCUCAGCAGAGACCGAUAUCGUCGAAGAAGUGAAUUCCCUCUUAGGCCGCAAGGGCCGUCGUGUCGGCGGAAAGGACGGUGUCGGCUUCGUGCUCAAGAGUCUUCCCGAGAACGCACGCAACCUCUACCGCGUCCUGCUAACAGAGCUGGUUGCUCUAUUUGAUGACGGGCACCAGUCUGACGAGGAGGUUCCGGCGGAGAGUGGCAAGCCCGGCGAGGAAACUGGUAUCGAGUUCCGUAUGCUCUACCAGAAGGCAACAGAGGAGUUUGUCGCAUCUUCGGAGAUGAUGUUCCGUACCUUGUUAAAGGAGUUCCAUGACCACCAGAUGAUCACUUCGCGUAUGGACGCUAGUGGCAUGGAGAUCUUGGGGGUUCCGCUCUCAAAGGAUGAAAUGGAAGGUGUACUGGAGGAUCUGGUGCUAGGGUAG
Penicillium soppii is the source of this 1677-nucleotide messenger RNA. RefSeq names its product origin recognition complex subunit 2. Gene Ontology annotation, cellular component: nuclear origin of replication recognition complex; nucleus. NCBI's taxonomy places the organism in Eukaryota, Fungi, Ascomycota, Eurotiomycetes, Eurotiales, Aspergillaceae. Gene Ontology annotation, biological process: DNA replication. The coding region runs from base 1 to 1677 and encodes 558 amino acids. Gene Ontology annotation, molecular function: DNA replication origin binding. The transcript has a single exon. The record is from RefSeq and is a predicted model, not a curated record.